AUGAGGGCUGAUUUGAUAGAUAACUUUGGCAUCGAGGCAACUAACAGACGGUUAUGGAAAGCAAGACGGAAGGCAAAAGGAGAUGUUGGUGGUGGUUAUGUACACUCCUAUGCAAAUUUACGGAGAUAUGCUACUAUGAUUCAUAGCACUAACCCUAGAAGUGUUGCUAAUGUACAGAGCCAACUUGUGCCAGUCAAUAUAGAUGAUGAUGGAUGUCAUCUAAAAGGGUCAUACAAAGGCAUCUUCUUGGCUGCUGUGGGGGUUGAUGCAAACCACCACUUCUACCCCCUUGCUUAUGCAAUUGUUGAAGUUGAAAACACAGAUAGUUGGAGUUGGUUUUUGGAGUUAUUGAGGGGAGAAAUUGGGGACAGUGCCAGUGGCCAUCCAUGGUGCAUCAUGACACAACUAAGGGAUCUGUUUUGGGAAACAAAUGACACAUCUAAUUUCGACACUUUCAAGCACAUUAUGGACAAGGUAAAAGAAUUCAACUCAAAGGCACAUGAGUGGUUAUCAAAUAUUGACUUCAACCAUUGGACUUUGAGCAAGUUUGACACUAGAGUGAAGGUGAGAGGAAUACCAUGUAUUCAUGCAGCUGCUUGUAUAAGCAAAAUUAGGGCCAACAUAGAAGGUUAUUGCUCACCAUACUUCACCACUGAAAUGUGGAGGAAGAGUUUUAUGGGUGUAAUUCAUCCCAUAGCUGAUGAAUCUAUGCGGUCUGAGUUUGAUGAUGACGAAUUUUUACCUCCUGUCAUAAAGGUUCAAGUUGGGAGCUUAGAGCCAUCUGCUGAGGAGAUGCACUUGUCUGAAGCAGCAUUAGAUCUUUUCUUAACUCAGGAUACUCAGUAG
This is a messenger RNA of Humulus lupulus (European hop), 846 nucleotides long. RefSeq lists its product as uncharacterized. The coding region runs from base 1 to 846 and encodes 281 amino acids. The transcript is spliced from 5 exons. The record is from RefSeq and is a predicted model, not a curated record. NCBI's taxonomy places the organism in Eukaryota, Viridiplantae, Streptophyta, Magnoliopsida, Rosales, Cannabaceae.